UCAUAGCGCGCCAAAGAAUGGCGGUUCAGGUACAUGGAUCAAUCUUUUUUUCUGGACAGGCACUUUCUGUACAGUAUAAGGAUGGAUGCUUCCACUGUCCUGUCUGUCAUUUCCAGACAGAAUAUGAGUGCCAGGGAAAAGCACAUACAAUUGUGCAUUGUAAUAUAUUUUUGGACUAUAAAGGUUUCCGAAUAUACAAAUGCCACCAAAACUGCAGGGUGUCACCCCAUUUCCAUUGCCCAGGCUGUAAAGACACUAGGAUAAGGAGAAAAGAUUUCUUUAGUCAUUUAUCGUACUGCCCCGGCAGCGUCUCCACAUCGUGCCCCGGCAGCGUCUCCACAUUGAUCCCCGGGAACGUCUCCACAUCGUGCCCCGGCAGCGUCUCCACAUUGAUCCCCGGGAACGUCUCCACAUCGUGCCCCGGCAGCGUCUCCACAUUGAUCCCCGGGAACGUCUCCACAUCGUGCCCCGGCAGCGUCUCCACAUCGUGCCCCGGGAACGUCUCCACAUUGAUCCCCGGGAACGUCUCCACAUUGAUUCCCGGGAACGUCUCCACAUCGUGCCCCGGCAGCGUCUCCACAUUGAUCCCCGGGAACGUCUCCACAUCGUGCCCCGGCAGCGUCUCCACAUUGAUCCCCGGGAACGUCUCCACAUCGUGCCCCGGCAGCGUCUCCACAUUGAUCCCCGGGAACGUCUCCACAUCGUGCCCCGGCAGCGUCUCCACAUUGAUCCCCGGGAACGUCUCCACAUCGUGCCCCGGGAACGUCUCCACAUCGAAGCCCAGCAACGUCUCCACACCAAGCCCUGCCUUUGUGAAGGACCAGCCUGGUAGUAUUCGUUGUGAGAAUAUGACCCAGCGCCCUGUUAGAGUUAAUAAAUUAAGCCAAACAAUUGUGGAGUGUCCACACUGCAAUAUGUCUUUGUACUUUAAAAAUCUGAAGCGCCAUAUGCAAAGAAGGCAUUCUUCAAAGUUCACAGACAUCACAAAAGAAUACCACUUACAGAAUCAGCCUAUAGACCCACAAUCAGGCAUUUAUGCAGUGGCAAAGGCAUUUCGUGGACCUCCUGUUCCUAUUCAUGUCAAGCAUAGCAUUCAAGGGCCAAAACAGCACAUUGAGUGUGAGCUUGAGGAGUGUUGCCUCUACUCUGAAGUUGCUGGUAGAAAAUGCAGUGGACAAAGAGUCCUUAGUGACCCCAUUCUCAUAACAAAAAGUGCAAAACUUUUAACACUAACACAUGUCUUUGAAGGUAUAUCAACAUUCUUUAAAAAGUGCUUCUAUUGUGGAAUGAUAUACCGAUAUCAAGAGUGGGCUGACAGUGUACACAAUUAUGAUGACCACAUCAUUCUUAGCCUUCACUUCUGUCUGUACUUAAGGGCAUCUCUUCAGACUCACAACGCAGCAGGAAGAGUUUUUGAGGCCAUGGAACUGUCAUUAGAUGUGAAGCUACCUCCGUACAGCCGUAUAUUGCGAGGAUACAUGCAUUUUGAAGCUUUGACAGACCAUCAAUACACAUAUUCGUGUGUAAAAUGUGGCUCCAAUCCAGCCAUUGUUGUAAUGGAUCUGCAUAAGAAAGGAGUGUUUAGCAUGCCAGUAAGUGAAAUCCCUGAUCCAUCAGAUUACACUGGAAUGGUGGACAUGGAAGAAUUUUGGACUUCAGUCUCUUCAGAAAUCAUUUCUGAUGGACUUAUGGAAACCUUCAGUAAGCCAUUUGUUGUACAACCUGACUAUAAUAAAUGGUCACCCUGGAUUGGGCCACAAACCAGGAAAUCAAAUGUGGUCUACAACACAGAGUGGGAGAAGGUACACAAAAAACUAACAUCAUCUGAGAAGGUCAAUGUAGAAAUACCCGAAGAUAGACUUCUGGAACAAGUGAUGGCAAUGAAGGUGGAAGAGGUGAAAAAACUAUGCAAGUCUUGUGGCAUGGACUCAUCAGGGUCCAAAAUGGAUCUCAUUCUGCAACUUCACACAGAAAUAAAGAACCGUAGUGGCUAUGACAAAGUAUUUGCCAAAGUUUGGGGUGCCUCUGGUGGUUGGGCUACAAUCAUGUGUCCAUGUGGAAUUGUGUAUAGUUUAAAGUUCAACUUGAGAGCAGAAAGUCCAAGGGACUAUAUGGACUUGUUAAUGUCAUGGCAGCACAUUCCAAAUAUAGUAAUUUAUGAUUUUGCCCGAGGACUGGCAACUCAUGGAAAUAUAAGAUUUCCAACAGCACUGCCCUUUUCUCCUCAUGAGGGAAGAUUAUUCAGCCCUACUGCUGAAAACAUCCAACGUGCAAAAGAAGGGAGGCUCACAGUACGUCUUCCAUGGUUAAUAAAGGCCAAGGAAACUCCUGAUAUAAAUGGGCACCCCUUAACGGGAUCGUCCGAGCAUUAUGUGCUCUAUGAUAAAUUGCAUGAGGGAAAUACGAAGGAUGAGAAAGAUGUACUAAGGAGGAUUGAACUUGUUCCUGAACUUGCUGGCCGUAUCAACAGUCAAGUGGUUGAGCAGUUUUUCUCACAAAUGGAAAAAAACAACUACUUUUUAAACAUGAUGAAGCCAAGUACUCAGAUUUUCUUGAUCAGAAACAUAAUCCAUCACAGAAAUUCCAUCAUAAACACAGCAAGGAUGGAUAAGAUUAAGAAGAGUGAUGAGGCCUCGACAGAGAGAGUUGGUCUUUCUGGACUCUAUGUACCAUAA
This is a messenger RNA of Sinocyclocheilus rhinocerous, 2675 nucleotides long. RefSeq lists its product as uncharacterized. Lineage: Eukaryota; Metazoa; Chordata; Actinopteri; Cypriniformes; Cyprinidae. The transcript has 11 exons. Bases 18 to 2675 code for a protein of 885 amino acids. The record is from RefSeq and is a predicted model, not a curated record.